CCUUGUCCGUCAUCUUACCUUCCUGCGUUCUGCUGGUGGUGAGCGAGUGAGUGACUCCUCCUCCUCUCCCUCCUCUACCCUCUACCUCAGGCCUCACAUUGUCGCCUGCGCAGUGUCUUCAAAGGCAAUGCGCCAUCCUGUACCCUUAUAACAGCAAUGCCCGCUCUCCGAGCGCGUCCGAUCCAACUGCUCCUCUUCUUCGCCAUCGCUGCCCUGGUAUUCUACUCUUAUCGCGCUCGCGACCACGCCUCCUUUGCGCCCGCACCUUCGCCAGGCCCGUCGGCGCAUACUGAUCAGGACGAUCUGAAUACUCAUGCAAGGGCAAAUACCACUCUGGGUUUUGGUGCUAUCCUAGCUGUAUCAAGAGAUGGGUCUCCUCGACGCCACGCUCUUAUGCAAGCCGCCAACGUGACCGAGAUUGACAUAACAAUACCACGCCAACCAAAGUAUGGCGAUGCAGACAUCGAGAAGUUCAAAUAUGGCCCAGAGUCUACUAUGGGCCCUGGCUCUAUCUUGGCCUGGCUUGGUCACCACAAUGCCUUGAAGUGGUUUCUGGACUCCGGACUCGAGACCGCUUUGAUCAUAGAAGACGAUGUGGAUUGGGAUAUACACCUGCGUUCCCUUCAAGUCCCACUUGCUGCCCACGCGGCUCGGUCUCUUCUUGCGCCAGCGUCUACCUCUAGAGGGAUGAAUUACUACUGGGGUGAUCCGAACACCUGGGACCUGCUUUACAUUGGUCACUGCGGAGACUACUUUCAAGGUCUUGACCAAGGCGUUGGGGUGGGCCAUCAGUCCCCGGCAGACCUCCAGGACAUGCCGCAUGAGAUGUGGCUUGACCAUUCUCUGCCAACAAACGAAAAUCUGCAUCCAUUCACUGCGGACUUACUUAAAGCACUCGAAGUACCUGAACAGAAUCGCCUCUUCCAUAGAUCCCGAUUUCCGCUCUGCACCUUCGCAUACGCUGUAACUCGGCCUGCAGCCUGGAAGAUCAUGAACGUGUUGGCUCCGGCUAAAGAACCACCACCAGACACCAGAGAUGCACCACGCGCUUACGAUGUUGGCAUUCUUCAGUCCUGCAUGCGUGGUUAUUCGUCAUCAGUGGACAAGGUCGGCGCUGAGGGACUGAAAUGCUACACGGUCAACCCGGAAUUCUUCCAUCACAUGCCUGGUGAUAGUGAGAUCGCCAAUGAAGAAGCAAAGAAAGGCAACAAGGUUGGUAUCCCACCAGUCGAUAUGGCAGGUGCCGAUCAAGUCACUCAGCGUGGUGAGACGUCAAACAUUGGCUGCGGCUUCUGGCAUGGACAUUUCGCCUUUGCCGACGGCAACAAAAAGCAACUCGAUUCCCUACGUCAAAACGUAGGGCGCGGUGGAAAGUGUCUAAAACCUGGCCGAGACUUACCGAAUAAUUCCUGAUUUUCGCUACAACGUCACAAAAGCUAAACACAGCGAAUCUCUAAAGACACGUUUUACGAAUGUACAGCAUAACUUGGGAUCGGCAUCUCAUAGUACUUGGGUGGAGUCUACUGUGUGAAUCGGCGUUUAACUCAAUCGUUUUAUAUCAGCUUGGGUAUAUACCCCGAUGCACCUCUGUAUAUGCCAUCAUCUAGAUUAGAGCGAUGCCUAGGGAGGGAUUUUGUUUGUUAAUGGACAUUGAUGCUCUGGGCUUAAAAAUCUCAGCGCUCGCUAUCUGGAUUUGGAUAUCGACUAUUUACACAAU
Pseudovirgaria hyperparasitica is the source of this 1717-nucleotide messenger RNA. RefSeq lists its product as uncharacterized. The record is from RefSeq and is a predicted model, not a curated record. Bases 157 to 1413 code for a protein of 418 amino acids. NCBI's taxonomy places the organism in Eukaryota, Fungi, Ascomycota, Dothideomycetes, Acrospermales, Acrospermaceae. The transcript is spliced from 3 exons.